Messenger RNA from Tilletiaria anomala UBC 951, 5081 nucleotides. RefSeq lists its product as uncharacterized. The record is from RefSeq and is a predicted model, not a curated record. NCBI's taxonomy places the organism in Eukaryota, Fungi, Basidiomycota, Exobasidiomycetes, Georgefischeriales, Tilletiariaceae. The transcript is spliced from 2 exons. Bases 84 to 4649 code for a protein of 1521 amino acids.
UACAGACUUUCACCCGUGCAUCUGGGGAGGAAGCUGAUUCAUCAUCACAGGCUGGUCCUGGCUACACUUUGACUGCCGCCGCUAUGGCCGUCGCAGCUGCGUCUGCUAGCGCCGAAGCGGUCAUCGUCGCUCCCGAGACAGAAGUACCUGCCCCCUCGUUCGGCCACUCCACCAAGAUGGAGAACAGCUUGUCAAAUGCAACCAUCAGGCCAUCCGAACCGGCUACUUUCGUGGACCGAAAGGCCAUCACUACAGGCACGCCCAAGGAUGAAGCUGAGGCAAGCACCUCGGCGCACAAGCUCGGCGAUAUGCAACCAGCCCGUCGAGCUUCCACAGGAGCUGCGACCUCGACGACUUCCGCUACAUGUCCCUCAGCUUCCGCAGAACCCAUGAAGGUCGUUAAGGACCCGCGGACGUCAUAUGACAUGACAUCAUCCGGCAGCUUGCCUUCCCUCGAUGUUCGCUCGUCAGUACCAGGAGGCUCGCGCCCGACUGGACUCGCUUCACGUUUCAUGAACCCAUCGAGCAGCAAAUCAUCCAUCGACGUUGCAAGCGGGUUGCGCUCCAUCAGUGCAGCGGCCGCAGCGGCCGCUUCUCCAUCAUCCAGCAACACUGCUCAGUCUGUCUCAGUAUUGGGAGCAACUCCAUCCUUUCCGGCACCGCCACCUGCUGCCCCGUCCUCAAGUAAGCCAGGAGCAGCAGCCAUGGCAGCGUCUGCCAUGUCCAGCACACUCUCUUCCAUCGCCUCUCCCUCCACUUGGAUGCCCAGCUUACAAUCUCACGCCAGCCAUGGCAGCUCGCAGUUAGAGCAAAAGGAUAAGGACAGGGAAGGCAUAGCCCCGCCCUCCUCUCUGCCGCCUUCGAUCCUCUUGAACCCGUUAGCCUCAUCCAAGGCAGCUAACGUGGUUUGGACAACCGAGGGGAAAGACGGGACGUUGCACACAAAAAUCCCAGCUGUCCCGAGCGAGAAGGACAAGGCGGAGGAGCGAGCACGCAUCGCGCGCGAAAAGGAAAAGCAACGCGAAAAGGAGCGCGAGAUGCGCGAGAAGGAGCUCGCCAAGGAACGCGAGCGGCUCGCGGAGAAGGAAAAAGUGUGGGGGAUCCCUAAGAAGGCACUGAUGCUCGGCAUGGGAGAUAUCAACUUCAAUGCGCAGAUGGCCAUCCUCGGCGGAUGGGGGAAUGGCAGCGGCACGCAGACCGUCCUGCCCGUCGUCGACAAGAAGCGCGAGCGAGAGAAGCAAAGGGAACGGCAGCGCAUGGAGGAGCAGGAGCGCGAGAUGAUGCGUCAGAGCAAAGAGGACGCUUCCAAACCCGGCAAGGAGCAGAAGGCCGAGGAGGAGGAGGAGGCUGAAGAUGAGCUGGACGAGCCGCUUGAUCCAGAGGAGCUCGCUGCCAUCAACGCGAUCAUAAACACGCGCAGAUCCAUGGAGGCUGCACAAGCGCUUGCUAGCGGUCAGGUCAAGAUGCGCAGGCGCAGCUCUGCGGGCGGCACCGUCUUACGACUUGAAGGAGCCGAGGACGAGAACGAGGACGAGGACGAGCCCUCAGGGGUUUCAGCGAAGCUCCUGCGGAGCUCGAGUCGAAGCAGCGCCACUCGCGAGCGACACAUGCGCGCGCAGCCCUCGUCGUCCAGCGCCGCCCCCAGCACGACAAGUGCCCAGGGAGGAGCGGCAAGCGUGCUGUCUGUCCCUGAUGACGGCGUCUCUGUGAUCAGCGCGCCGCCGAGUCCAACGCUUGCCAGUCAGGAGUUGCGCAGCCCCAAGAUCCGUUUUGCUCCUUUCCCUGACGCACAUUGGGAGGUAGGCUCGCUUGACGACUUUCAGCGCCCUGCUGCUGCGUCCAUGAUGAUGCACGACGAGUCUUCCAAUUCUAUCGUGCUCACGCCCAAUAGCAGCGGCAGCGGAAAAGGGGGAGGGCUAGCGAGCGCGCUUGGCGCGGGCAUCCUGUCGUCUGGCCUGUUGCUCGGCUCGAUUCCAGCUUCGAAAGAGAGCACUGAUGCGCUUGCAAAUGGGAAUGAGAAUGGAAAGAACGUGCAAGUCGGCGAGGCUAUGGACAGGGGGCUUGGCCUUUCUUCCGGCGCGGCGUCACUCACAUCUGUGGAGACAGCCACGUUAGAAAUCAAGACGAUCAGCAGCGCAGCCCGACUUUCUCCGAGCGUUGCACCGGAUGAUGGCUGCGGCUUGCCCUCGGUGGCCGUCGCUUCGAGUGCUGCAUACGAGCAGGUGUCUCCGCUACACACUGCGCCGGCGGCCAGCAGUGCGCAGCCCCUAUUGCGCCCACGGAGGAUGGAGAGGGCCGACUCGAUGACGUCCAAGUCUGCUUGCGACAGCGACGACGACAGUGACUUUGGCAGGUGGGGAAGGAGCAAGUGGUAUCUGAUGGGCAUGCCCUCUGGCAUCUUCAAGCCGGUGGCGUACAAAGGAUUGCUCUAUUCCAAACGAAAGUACCAUCGAGAAGACGCUGAGGCGCUUUCGAAAGAAGCGCUUAGCGCACCGCUCGUCCGCCGCAUCAGCACCGGUACGCUCGGCUUGAUGUCCUCGAUGGAGUCUGACAGGCGCUCACGUGCCGAAAGGCAACAACUCGGGGAUAACAUGCAAUGGCCAUCUUCCGCGAUGAGCCGCGAACGCAGCUUUAAGCGCAAAGGUUGGCAAAGGUCCACCCGCAGUCGGCCGUCGAGUCGCAGCGGCUCGGGGGAUGAAGACGAGCGUCUUGAUCGCAGGCGGCGACGCGACCUGAUUCUAGCUGCGAGACCUGGCGGUACUGGCAUGGUCACGCUCCUGGAUGGCACGAAGAUCAAGGCUCGGCGCGUUGACGAUCCGGAUGUGGACCUGGGAGACGUCAGCUAUGAUGAGUGGGGCUACGCAUUGCUCGCACGGGAAGCACGCCGAAGCAUGGCAAUUGAGCCUUCACGAGGAUCUUUCGAGGAGGCAGCGACAGGGCAAAGAAUGAAAGCCGAAACAGGCGCAGCACAAGACGAUGCUGCAUCCCUCACAACGAUGCCCCCUCACCUCUUGGGAGAUUCAUCUUCUAUCGCUUCCCCUGCUUCUGCAGGCCAGGUGGUAACAUCUUCCUCCGAAGGUCCUAAACGCCCCGUUCCGCAAAGAAAAACGACGCUCGGACUUGGCCUUCCACUUGAGAAGGCAGAAGAAGUCAGGCGGCGCCACGAGGAGGAGGUCGCAGCGCUCGGGUGGGAAGUCAUCCACAAUGCCCACAAACAGAACCAUGCGAAACGACAGGCAAGCAUGUCGGAGAGCGUCAAGACGAUCGCAAGCCAAAGCACAGAAGAGGACAGGGAGAGAGAGAAUCAGUUCACUGCCGUCCCCGAGUCUGGCAGCAGUACACCUUCGGCUCCUACGUCAAAAGAGCGUCUGAUCAAUGCUCCUCAACGCACUUCCGCAAUGCGCAAUGACCUGCGGAAAACGAACAGCAAUGAAGACAGGCAUUUGCAUCGGACAUCAACGCCUCCACGGCGUGUACCCCGCGGAAGUUCACCCUCUGCCUCGAAUGUGCCGUCCACACCCGCGCAGGCAAAAGUCGAGAGUGCAUAUCUUUCGCUGCUCCCCGUAGACAAGAACAAGCUUGGCGAUCCUUCGAUCAGCCUGCCCACGCCGAGUCCACUUCUACCGCGCAAGCCAGACGCAAAGGGUCACAUGGUCGUGCCUCUGCCUUUGCCCCAGCUCGGCAGGCGGCCCGAUCGUCCGCAGGAAGGUCGCUCAUGGAUGGGUGUCGACAGCAUCCUGUUGCCCGAGUCGCCCGAGCCCGAGUCGAUCAGCUCAGAUGAGGAAACUGCCAGUGAGCGACGUCGCAGAGGCGAUCAGCCGGAAGCGGAGGAAGAAGAGGAAGAAGAGGACGGUGGCCUGAAUGCGGAAGAGGAGGCAGAGGAGGAGCGCAAGACGGCGAUCCAGAAGAAACGCGCCACCACGCGGGCUGCCGGGCAAGAAAUUGUGCAUCCCAGCACCGCGAGUUACAAAACCAAGAGUCCUUUGAAUUGCAGCAGCAGACAUGCCACGCGGUCUCAUCAUCGACGGGCUGCAUCUGAGAUGGCCACGACAGACAAGACGGUGGGCCUGGCGGACGAUGACUACGAAGAUGACGCAUGGUACGAACCAGCUCGUCCACGUCAGCCUGGACCCAGUCCAGCGGGUAGGCGCGACCCGCUACGAUCAACCUGUUCCGAUCGGGGCCUGUCGGAGGUCGCGAUGCGACACUCUAAGAGUCAUGGCCGCAUGGCAUCCAGCCAACGGCUCUCGCGCUCACCAGACCCGUACGGUCGCUUGGGUGGCUUUCGGCGCACGUCGCGCUCGUGCUCCACGCGCUCGCUGGCCAGCAGCCACACCGACGACCACGGCGACGGCGACGAUGGAACGCCCGUGGACGACGAUGCGGACCUUUGGUCGCAGGGCGCCGUCAGUAGCAUUGGCCUCGUCGAGAAGGGCGAGGACGGCAAGAAGAUCCGGCCAGGCGCCGCGGCGUCGAACUUGAGCAAGGCGGCUGCGGUCGCCGCACAGGCGAAAGCGCGCGUUGUGCGCGAGCGUCGCAUCAAGGAGGAGAAAGAGAUGGAGCGCCGCCUGCACAUCGAGAAGCUCAAAGCGGACGACGAGUUCCUCAACUAUGGAUGGCCGCGCAGCCUCAAGGGCUCGCUUUAUUGACAGCCUUCUUUUGGCCCAAGCAUUCAUGAGCGCUGCACCGUGCCACAGAAUACUUCGACUACACCACUUCGACAUCGCAAGUCUAUUUCUUUUUAUCCAAACAUUGCAGAAUUGCAACUCUUCCAACACAAUCAUCACUGUAGCAUUUUAGUCAUUCUUUGCUCCUCUUUCCCUCAUUCUUCACAAACAUCCUUUGUUCUUGUCACUCUGCUGAGCGUUCGUAAAAUGUAAUGAGUCGCACACUGGGCAACACGGCUUAUCGUGCCAUAUCGCUUACAGCUUGCUAUGGGGCCGAAGCUAUGUACCGACGGCUAUCCUGCAUGCGGCCUACGGAAGGCGAACUCGACUUGACCCGUCAGGAUAUCUGAUGAACUAUAAGCAAGCUCAACGCUGAAGAAGAGCAGUACGUACAUCCGCGACAAUUCAUAGGUU